ACCACACCCUUGUCCUCUGAUUGGUCCCAAGUUCUCCCGGCACCACCCUCAGCUCAGCGGAUCCGCCCUUUGGACGCAGCUCAGCCUGUUGCUGCCAAACCAGCUGGCACUUUGGAUUGAUAUCCUCGUUCUUGCACUCGAAACACUGACCUUUAAACUCAGGUUUAGUAGAUUUUUUUUUAUUUAUUACUUUUCAAAAAAAAAAAAAAAAAAAAAAAAAAAGAAAUCCAGAGUCCAACACCACCAUGCGGACCAACUCGGAGACUCUCUCAAGUGGAACUCCUGCCUGUAGAAGUUCACACCUCCAACUUUGCAGCCUGUGAUUUGACCUGUUUUUUUUGGAUUGACUUUAAAUCACUUCACCUUUAAUGCAUCAUGCGAAGCUACAGCCGCGCAUGACUUAAGACGUUUGUUCAUGAGUAUUAGAUAGCUUUUUUUUUUAAAUAUAUUUUUCCACCCCUGCCUCACCUGAUUGUCACGCCACUCCCGGGCCGUUGCAGAGCCCUCUCCGCGGGGACCCCCGCCCACCCCACCCACCCACCCACCUACGGCGGUCGGUCAGGAUGGGGACGCCGGCAGCGCUGCCCGUGUGGAAAGCCGCGAUUUUCUUCUUUAACCUCAUCUCCGCCGCUGUGGCCAAACGGCACGUCGUGUAUUGGAAUUCUACGAACGCGAGGUUAACGGCGGGAGACCUGUCCGUCCAGGUGAAUCUGAAUGACUACCUGGACAUUUAUUGCCCCCACUACUCGGCCGAGGGGGCCCAGGGCCUCGGGCAGCCGGAGACGCUGGCCCUCUACCUGGUGGGGGAGGCCUCCUUCCAGGGCUGCGUGGAGACGAGAGGGGCCAUCAAGAGGUGGGAGUGCAACGCCCCCCACGCGGCGUUCGGACCCGUGCGCUUCUCCGAGAAGAUCCAAAGAUUCACCCCCUUCUCGCUGGGGUUCGAGUUCCUGCCGGGGCGCCACUACUACUACAGCUCUCUACCCGCCGACGAGGGGCCUCCUCUGCCAUGUAUGAAGUUGCGUGUCACCGUGUGCUGCGAGACCAAAAGCAGUAUCUUUAUUGAGAAAGCGGAAGCCGAGGGUUCACAACAAAGACAAGAAACCGUUGUUGGAAGCAGAGGCUCUUCCCUGAGGACGUCUUCACCUCCACUCCUCCUCUCCCUCGUCCUCUUACUGAUGACCACCUGACUCCCUCAUCCAUCCUCAAGGCGGGCCCCUCGCCGAUGUCUCCCCCCAAGUCGGAAGAUUGUUGUAUUUUAUUUUUCCCCCCCCACAAUGCCGCCUUCGCUCGGACGAUGAAUGACGCGACUCAAUCAACGCUAAGCACCCGCCAGCCGGUGUCACCGCGCGGCUGGUCUACUUGUGACAGAGUUACUCGGGGAACCAACACGCUGAAUGAUUCUUCUCAUUUUUUUUGUUGUUGUUCUCCUUUGCAGCAGUGAGCGCUAACACAGAAUGCGACACGCAGAGCUGGUCCGAGUCGUUUGAGUCAUCGUCGACUCUGAAGCCAGAAGAACUACGAGUCUGCCAGGAAACACUUUUUUCUCACUUUUUUUAUCGCCGCUUCUCAUUUUGUUUACUUUGUACUUUUUUAUUUUUGUGUACAAACGGGGCCACACACACACACACACACACACACACACUUAAGCUCCUGCACUGAGGGGUUCAGGUUGGAGGUCGGUCAGCUUUAUUUCUCCACACGGUGAUUCACGAAAAACUGAAAUGGUUCCGGCUGCAUCUGGUUCAAAAUAGUUUUUAACUAAUUAGAUUUGGUAAAUAAAGGUGUUUUUUAGUGGCAAUUUGGGAUUAUUCUGGAAUCGGCAAACAGGGCUGCUGCGCCCCCUACUGGGAUUAAGCGGGUUGAACUGGCGUUGGACUGCGUUGGCCAUGGACUGGACACAAGCUAUAGACGUAGUGGUGUAUGUGGUAAUGGGACCCUGGACAGAGUUUGUCCCACCUCCCCGGAACCCCCCCCUGUUACCUCAACAUCCUUCUCUCUACAGAACAGAGGGGGUUAUGGGUAAAUGGAGAGUACCGGCUGGCCUCGCUCCAAUGAGGAGGCUAAUUGGUGACCAACCAAGCUUUACACUCGUUUUGUUGGUGGUGGUUGUUUUUUACACAGAUCCUUGAUUUAUGGGUUUUACUGUAUAGUUAAUAUAUUCUGCAAAAAUAAGAUGUAUUAACUAUAUAAUUUAACAUUUUAGUCAGAGCGGAUAUUUAAAUGAAAAGACAAACAAUGAUUAAUAUUGUGGACGUGCAUGCAUUUACUGGUGUUUUCGGUUUUCUAUGCUACAAUGUAGUUCGACCAAUUCAAUUUGAGGAUUUUUGCCAAACUUCUUUUAUUUAAAGGAAGUCAAAUUGACUCGCAUAGAUUAGAAAAUAUAACAAGAUAACAAUUUAUUUGAUUGAAAUUCAAAAUCGUAUCGAUGUUUUUUUUUUUAAUUCAACAAAAGUCGUAUAUUUAAAAAAAUAUUUCUCCACAGAUUGAGUGACUUAAGCUCUGCAAAUCUAUAGUUUAAUUGUUCCAUUUAUUAAACAAUUUAUUCGAUCUUAAAAAUACUACAUUGUUAGCACUUAAUAUAUUUGUCCUUUUGCUGUAAAUAACACCAGUCAUGCUAUUUUUAUUUUUUUUACGUCAUGUUUUUUUACGUUUAUUUCCUAAAUGGGGGAUGAAACCAAUGUUUGAAGAUAAAAAAGAAUUUGCUGAUGUAGACAUUUUGUGUUGAACUAGGAAUUUGUUUUUAUUUCUUUACGUGUGUGUAACGUAUUUUGCAUUCACAUUUUAGUGAAGAAUGUAGCUUCUUCUGUGAAGAGCCAACUGCAAUUUGAGCCCUUUUUUGUAUGUGGCAACACAACAAAAAUAAACACGAUUGCAUUCAAUCGCUUAGAGUCUAUUGUCAUUUAACUUUUUAAAAUA
Molecule: messenger RNA, 2916 nt
Organism: Pungitius pungitius (ninespine stickleback)
Lineage: Eukaryota; Metazoa; Chordata; Actinopteri; Perciformes; Gasterosteidae
Product: ephrin A4
Exons: 6
Coding region: 564-1187 (207 amino acids)
Biological process (GO): axon guidance; ephrin receptor signaling pathway
Cellular component (GO): plasma membrane
Molecular function (GO): ephrin receptor binding
Source: RefSeq, a predicted model, not a curated record